UCCAGCCCUCCCUGUCGCGGGGGACGCACGGAGUGGAGCGGCUUGCGCUUGGUGUGCGUUUUCGUCAAAGCCCCGCUACCUUCACUGUGCAGGCUGGGCGCCGGGAAAGAGGAUCUGGCCCCUCUUUGUGGUGGAGAGAAGAGGCUCUGCCCCCCCCUCCUCCCCUCAACUUCCCCCCCUACACACACACAUAUGGCUCCUCUGUAGGAAAGUUUCCAUUUUUCACCCGGGAUCGUGGAAGGGACGUCAAAACAAAAAAAAGAAGAAGGAGAAGAAGAAGAAGAAAAAAAAACAGACCAAAAAAAAGUCACCCGAAGUCGCGCUCACUUUGCGGGACCCCCGAACAUGGAGAUGCAGCGGUGGUCCACAAGGUGGAAAACGAAACGUUGGCUUAUGGAUUCCACUAGAACUGCAUUCAUCACUUUAACGCUGCUUCUGCAGGCUGCUUGUGUCAGAGCAGCAGAGCCAGUGGACGUCUUAAAAGCGUUAGGAUUUCAAAAUUACCCCGAAGGAGUGACAAAAGUAACGGGAUUUUGUGCAAACCGAAGAGCAUCGAAGUCAGACUCAGCCUACAGAAUCGCCAGGCAGAUCCAGAUCAGUGCUCCCACCUCACAGCUGUUCCCUGGUGGUGUUUUUCCUGAGGAUUUCUCCAUCCUGACCACCGUGCGCCCCAAGUCUGGCCUCCAGUCCUUCUUGCUGUCCAUUUACAAUGAGCAAGGAGUUCAGCAGCUCGGUGUAGAGGUGGGACGCUCACCUGCUUUCCUGUACGAAGACCAAACCGGCAAGCCAACCCCGGAGGACUACCCCCUGUUCACCUCUCUCAACCUUUCUAAUGGAAAGUGGCGCCGUGUGGCCAUCAGUGUUGAGAAGAAGACGGUCACCAUCAUUGUGGAUUGUACGAGGAACAUCACCAAGCCUCUGCUCAGGAGUGACCAUGGCUCCAUCAGUACCAACGGCAUUACGGUGUUUGGCACCAGGAUCCUGGAUGAGGAUGUUUUUCAGGGGGACAUCCAGCAGCUCCUGAUUGUCGCUGAUCCCAAAGCAGCAUAUGACUACUGUGACCAUUACAGCCCGGACUGUGACACACCGCACGAGGAUUCGCUUCAGGCCCAGGAACCAGACGAAGAGUACAUUACUGACGAUAUAGAUUACAGACAGUUCUAUGAAUACCCUGAAGGACCAACAGCCUCCGUCCCGACUGACGAAUACUCUGAAAAACAGCUAAACAAUGUAGAGGGAGAUUACUAUACAGACAUUGACUACGGAACUCUAGAUGGUACUCAGACUCAGUCACCUGUUGCCACGAGCGGACCAAGCGAGGCUGUAGAGGAUUUUAUCGGGGCGCACGUCACCGAAGCCCCUCCUCUCGCUCCGGAGCCCGGCACUGUGUUGGAAACCGGGGACAACUCGGAGACUGGUGCUGAGGCGUAUGACUUUAAGGAGUAUGACCUGAACGAGUAUGACUUGGGCAAGUUAGACAACAAGUAUGAUUACGGGACAUACGAUGAGUACGGCCCCCUCCCAUCUAAAGCCCCGACAGCCUAUGAUGAGGAAGUGGGGCCCGGGGUCGCUGCCGAAACCGACUUUUCUGAAAAUACAGUCGCUGGUUCUCAAGCAGCCUUCGGACAGAAGGGCGAGAAGGGCGAGCCGGCUGUGAUCGAACCUGGCAUGCUGAUUGAAGGGCCCCCAGGACCACCUGGCCCAUCUGGUCUUCCGGGACCAUCUGGCCUUCAGGGACCCCCGGGCCCUGCUGGAGAUCCUGGUGACAGAGGUCCCCCUGGCCGCGCCGGUCUCCCCGGCGCCGACGGCUUACCGGGACCUCCAGGUACAAUGCUGAUGCUCCCGUUUCGCUUCGGUGGGGACGGCGAGAAGGGUCCGGUGGUAUCGGCCCAAGAAGCCCAAGCACAGGCCAUCCUCUCCCAAGCCAGGCUGGCGAUGAGGGGACCUCCUGGGCCAAUGGGUUUGACUGGAAGAUCUGGACCAGUGGGUCCACCUGGCUCAAGUGGGCUGAAGGGUGAAAGCGGUGACCCCGGACCUCAGGGCCCACGUGGCAUUCAAGGACCCCCUGGACAACCUGGCAAAGUUGGUAAAAGGGGCCGGGCUGGUGCUGACGGCGCUCGUGGAAUGCCCGGAGAGCCAGGCUCUAAGGGUGACCGAGGCUUCGAUGGACUUCCCGGGCUGCCUGGAGAAAAGGGCCACAGGGGUGAGCCGGGGCCGAUGGGACCAGCAGGAGCCCCAGGAGAGGAUGGACAGAGAGGUGAAGACGGAGAGAUUGGGCCCAGAGGGUUAGCUGGAGAGAGCGGCCCCAGAGGUUUGCUGGGACCUCGCGGUCCUCCGGGACCUCCCGGAGUGCCGGGCGUUGCCGGAGUGGAUGGGCCACCGGGUCCCAAAGGCAACAUGGGACCACAAGGGGAACCGGGCCCACCGGGUCAGCAGGGAAUCCCUGGAACGCAGGGCCUCCCGGGUCCUCAAGGUCCGAUCGGACCACCUGGAGAAAAAGGCCCUCAGGGCAGGUCGGGACUUCCUGGAUUGCCUGGAGCUGACGGGCCUCCUGGUCAUCCUGGAAAGGAGGGUCCACCUGGAGAGAAAGGUUCUCAGGGUCCACUGGGUCCUCAGGGUCCUCUUGGUUAUCCUGGCCCCCGGGGUGUAAAGGGCGCCGACGGAGUUCGUGGGCUGAAGGGAUCAAAAGGAGAGAAGGGCGAAGACGGUUUCCCAGGUUUUAAAGGAGACAUGGGAAUCAAGGGUGACCGGGGUGAAAUUGGCAUGCCUGGGUCCCGUGGAGAGGACGGUCCUGAGGGACCUAAAGGCAGAGCUGGCCCCAACGGAGAGUCGGGGCCUCUCGGUCCAGCGGGAGAGAAAGGUAAACUUGGAGUCCCAGGAUUGCCAGGUUAUCCCGGACGACAGGGACCAAAGGGCUCGAGUGGAUUCCCCGGCUUCCCUGGAGCAAACGGCGAGAAAGGAGCACGGGGCAUUGCUGGGAAAUCUGGGCCGAGAGGACAAAGAGGUCCAACGGGGCCUCGUGGGGCUCGAGGAGCCAGAGGUCCAACAGGCAAACCCGGUCCCAAGGGCACAGCAGGAAACGACGGCCCCCAUGGCCCACCUGGUGAGCGAGGACCUCAAGGACCUCAGGGGCCAGUGGGCUUCCCUGGACCAAAGGGCCCCCCUGGACCACCUGGAAAGGACGGGCUUCCCGGACACCCUGGACAGCGUGGAGAGACGGGUUUCCAAGGAAAAACUGGCCCCCCGGGACCAGGAGGUGUUGUUGGGCCUCAGGGACCCACAGGAGAGACCGGUCCUGUUGGUGAGCGCGGACAUCCUGGACCCCCAGGCCCACCUGGAGAGCAGGGUCUUCCGGGUGCUGCUGGCAAGGAGGGAGCCAAGGGUGAUCCUGGACCGCAAGGCUCCCCUGGUAAAGACGGUCCGCCGGGCCUUCGUGGCUUCCCCGGAGAGAGAGGUCUACCCGGUGCCACGGGCCCAUCUGGUCUGAAGGGUGGAGAGGGACCCCAGGGUCCACCGGGUCCUGUUGGUUCUCCUGGUGAAAGAGGUAAUGCUGGUCCAGCCGGCCCAAUUGGCUUAUCUGGUAGACCUGGUCCUCAGGGUCCUCCAGGUCCUGCUGGAGAGAAAGGUGCUCCUGGUGAGAAAGGGCCGCAGGGCCCAGCCGGUCGUGACGGGGUUCAGGGUCCUGUCGGACUUCCUGGCCCCGCUGGACCUCAAGGCCCACCCGGAGAGGACGGUGACAAGGGAGAGGCUGGGGAGCCGGGCCAGAAAGGAAGCAAAGGUGACAAGGGAGAGCAGGGCCCCCCCGGACCGGCUGGUGUUCAAGGUCCCGUCGGAGCCCCAGGUCCUGCUGGAGCUGAUGGAGAGCCAGGACCCAGAGGUCAGCAGGGCAUGUUCGGGCAGAAGGGAGACGAGGGUCCGAGAGGAUUCCCUGGACCCCCAGGUCCCAUUGGUCUACAGGGGCUUCCCGGACCUCCAGGUGAAAAAGGAGAAAACGGCGACGUCGGGCCCAUGGGUCCUCCUGGUCCCCCUGGUCCCAGAGGCCCUCAGGGUCCCAGUGGAGCCGAUGGUCCUCAAGGUCCUCCGGGUGGCGUGGGCCCCGUAGGAUCUGUGGGCGAGAAGGGCGAACAAGGUGAGGCUGGAAACCCGGGACCACCUGGAGAGCCUGGAACUGGGGGACCCAAAGGUGAGAGAGGAGAGAAAGGAGAGGCCGGACCCCCCGGAGCUGCUGGACCCGCCGGUGCCAAAGGACCCCCUGGAGAUGACGGACCAAAGGGCAACCCCGGACCUGUUGGGUUCCCUGGAGACCCAGGACCCCCUGGAGAGCCAGGCGUCGCUGGUACUGAUGGAGAACCAGGAGAGAAAGGAGAGGAUGGUGAGCCCGGUCAACCUGGACCCCCGGGUCCUUCUGGAGAGGCCGGUCCACCUGGUCCACCCGGCAAGAGAGGACCCCCGGGAGCUUUAGGAGCCGAGGGCCGGCAAGGAGAGAAGGGCGCCAAGGGUGAAGCGGGUGCUGAGGGGCCAGCUGGUAAAACUGGACCUGUUGGACCCCAAGGACCUCCCGGGAAGCCCGGUCCAGAGGGUCUGCGUGGAAUCCCUGGCCCUGUUGGUGAACAAGGGCUGCCUGGUGCUCCAGGACAGGACGGUCCACCAGGUCCAAUGGGUCCGCCAGGGCUGCCGGGCUUGAAAGGCGACCCCGGCUCCAAAGGUGAAAAGGGUCACCCAGGUUUGAUCGGCUUGAUUGGACCCCCUGGAGAGCAAGGAGAGAAGGGGGAUCGAGGUCUUCCCGGACCCCAGGGAACCCCUGGUGGCAAAGGUGACUCUGGCAUCAGUGGAGCUGCUGGUCCCCUCGGUCCUCCUGGUUCCCCUGGUCUACCUGGUCCUCAAGGUCCGAAAGGAGCCAAGGGUUCAAGUGGUCCUGCUGGUCCAAAAGGAGACACUGGUUCAAUAGGUCCUCCAGGUCCUCCUGGCCCACCGGGUGAGGUCAUCCAGCCCCUUCCCAUUCAGUCACCCAAGAAGACCAAGCGCUCCAGUGACAUGCAGUCAGACGCCGCCGGCGCCUUCGUGGAUUACGGCGAAGGCAUGGAGGACAUCUUCAGCUCUCUCAACAACCUCAAACAGGACAUUGAACGCAUGAAAUACCCCAUGGGCACGCAAAACAACCCGGCCAGAACAUGCAAAGACCUCCAGCUGUGCCACCCCGAGUUCCCCGAUGGCGAGUACUGGAUUGAUCCCAACCAAGGCUGCUCUGGGGAUUCAUUCAAAGCCUACUGUAACUUCACUGCUGGGGGUGAAACCUGCAUCUAUCCGGAUAAAAAGUCCAAUGGGGUCAGAAUAUCCUCGUGGCCCAAGGAGGUUCCAGGUUCAUGGUUCAGUGAAUUCAAGCGGGGUAAAAUAUUUUCCUACGUGGACGCUGAAGGAAACGCCAUCAACAUGGUGCAGAUGACCUUCCUCAGACUACUGACCGCCUCCGCCAGGCAAAACUUCACCUACAGCUGCCACCAGUCGGUGGCGUGGCACGACGCGGCCAGCGACAGCCACGACAAGGCGCUGCGCUUCCUGGGCGCCAACGACGAGGAGAUGUCUUUCGACAAUAACCCGUUCCUUAAGGCCAUCUCAGACGGAUGUUCGACAAGAAACGGCUACGGAAAGACAGUGAUGGAGCUCAACACUCCCAAAAUCGACCAGGUUCCAAUCGUCGAUGUCAUGUUGACUGAUUUCGGGGACCCAAACCAGAAGUUCGGGUUUGAAGUUGGACCUGUCUGCUUUCUUGGAUAAACAAAGUUAGAAAUUUUUUAUUAUUUUUUUUUUUUCAAAUAAGGACUUGAUGAGGACAGGAAAUAAAGUCAAGCCAGGACAUCCUGGGUGGCACCAAAUUUAAAACUCCCCCUACCCCCAACCCUUUUCUAUGCCACAUGCAAGUUUUGAAUGAGCGGUGGCGCGGCAGACACGUCUUUCCGUGUCUGCAACGCGUAAUCCCGGAAAGCGCUCCGUACCACGCGUCGUAGUCGUCCUACCACACGACUAUAGCACGCUGUGGAAGGAGGGCGAGGGACGCGGGAGCGGCGUGGCGGACAAGGAGGAAUCGGAGGCGACCGACGGACAGGACCUGGCGACACGAGGUGAAACGGAUCUCUUUGCCGAAAUCCCCCUCCAACCCCCCCGGGUGCUGUACAAAAACAACAAAUGGUGCUUGAUCAAAACACGACACAAACAAAAAGUAUAUAGUGGUGCUAAGAAAGAAAGGUGUAUUUUGAUAAUUAUAUAUUUAUAUGUGUAUUAAAAAGAACAAAAUUUAUUAUUAUUUUGUACAAUACUGUUAUUUCUAAAUCCACUUUCAAAACUUGCAUGUGUAUCAGAACCUGAUUUGGGCUCAGACGUAUACAAAGUAAGUUGAAACCGUACGUACCUUCUGGGCUUUUUGGGGCGGGGUUCUUGUUGUCAUUUCCUCUCUACAUUCUGUGUACUCGUCAUGAAGCAAAUAAAAGAAAAAACAACUGAGCAUUUCAACAAUCCUUCUACUUUCAAAUUAGACUGUGUACCCCAUUGUAUAUAAUGACUGUCCAAAACUUGAGUUUUCUUUUUUUUUCUGGGGGGGGGGUUGUUUUACUCUUGUGACUGCAGGUAAAACAACUGCAUUUAUCACAGCAGGACAAAUUACGGCGACAUCUCCCACUAAUGUUGCCACCCUGUGCUCCUACAAGGCAGUAACGACCUCCAUUUUCUCUUUAUUUAAAUAUUUCAGUUGUUUUUUUCUUUGUUUUGUUUUGUUUUUUUCUUUGACUGGCUUUUGCUUCGGUUGUAUACCUCAGACUUUCUCGGUAGCCUUUAAAAAGCAAGGACUCCAUGCCCUGUAUAUACCCUGGCUAAGCGAAUAAAUUUAUAUUUUGGGUGGGGAUAUUUUUUAAAGGUGAGAAAAACCUAAACUGUUUCAGAUCCUUCUGUGAGUGCAAUGAGAAGCCCUUGCAGUUACCCAUUUUUGUUACUAAAAAUGAGCAAAUGUUUUAUUGUGCUGUUUUGUUUUUUUGUUUGUUUAGUUCAUUUAAAUAUUAAAAAAAAAAUGGAUUCUAAACAAUAGCGAGCCAAAUGUCUCAGUUGUGUGUAAAAGAUUUUGGAUUGUAGAAAAUGUCUGUAGGCUGGAUAAAAAAAAAAAAGCUGAAACACAUUUUGAUUUAAAUGUGCUUGUGACUGAUGGUUAUUUAAUUACAGGAACCAUUAACUUAGUACAAAAGAAAACUUUCUCAUAUACCUCCACGAAAAAUGACCUUCUCUCAUUCAUAUUUUUGUUUGAAAAGCUCCAAAAGUCAUAAUAUAGAGAAGUCACAGAGGUGUCAGUAAUUGAACCGUGGUGAAACAAUUUUACUUGAUUCUUUUGUGUGUAUAUGUGUGUGUGUGUGUGAAAAGUAAAAAAGAAACCUUGAAACCGAAACUGUAACUAAUGUGUGGGGUGGCAAAAAAAAAAGUAGAGAGUCUCCAGGGGAUUAGAGAACAGCAAAAAGGAAAAAGCAGAUAUUUCUUGCAGAUGGUUCACCUGAGUGUUUUUGAAGGGAGAGAGCCAUAGAAAUCUUUUUUCAUCCCAUGACAUUAUAACCAAAAAACGUCACGUGUGUUUUAUUUAGGUUCAUGUAAUAGACGGUAUGUAGCGCGCAACUGCCUCCAAAAGCGAUCUAUCAAGUUCACUCAGUCAGCUGUCUUAUGCAGAAUCGACUUCAUUGCGGUAUGUGACAUGUUUUCAUGCUGUUCCUGGAAUGCUGCUUUUGAUUCGUUCAUGCAUGUUUGAGGAAUAUUGGAAUCUCCCGUAACAACCACUCUCAGGGUACUUAAACGUGCACUCCUACAAAGCCCCGCCCUUUUUCCCAAAGCUCCGCCUCAGAGCUUCAGUCCCUCCCCAACAUAGCUCCUCCAGACUAGCGGCAGCAGCAGCAGUUGGCAAACACAUGGUGGAAGGAACUGAGCUUCUUCUCAAUCCAACACUUUAAGAACAGUUAAAAACCUCAUAAUGGUGGAGCAUUGUUUAAGGGAGGGUGUCUGAAAGAGUUCAAAGGAUUAAAUAUGAGAAGUCAAAUUUGCUUUCAGUUGCUUUUAAUAUACACAACACUUUUGUAACAGAACGUUUGAGCUACAUUUCAGAGUUUUUGAUAUUUUUUUAUUUAAAAAGCUGCUGACCUGUCUGGUGUGACGUCGGUUGACGACUGAUGUCCUCUACCAAAACCCCCUUUAUAAACUGUGUGGCUUCUGAAAGCACCAGGGUGGACUGAAUUUCAUUUGGUGGUAUCAAAGCAAGUGGGGAGCGGAAGGGUGCAAAAACAUACACUUGACUUUUUGGGGGGUUUUAUUUCCAAAACAAAUCUGAAACCCGAGUAUAUCUUUUUUGUUUUCCCUCCCCCUCCUUCUGCUUCACAGUCAUGCAUGGCUGUUUUGGUCCGUCACAUGAAAUCCACUGAAGCUUGCAGCUCUGAAGCGCCAAUAUGUAAAUAAAUAAAUGCAUUUCUUUGAUUUUACUGAAACCCUGCGAUGUUGCGCCAUCAAAUUUUGAUGUGGGAGAGAAAAAGAAACAACUAAUUCGUAUUCGGUCAUCCUGCGUCUCCAUGAAACAAAAUGUUAGCCGUGGUCCGCUGCGCCUCCAAAAGACCGAUCAGUCCUUUCAUUUUGCUGCUGGACGUUUGAGAAGACAUCUCCAUAAGGGCAAUUUACGCACGUUUGGGGGAGCACGCGCGUGUGUGUGUUUUGGUAGCCAAGAAAAAAUUAAUACAUGCUACUGCGUUCUUCUUUUAUCUGCCGGGCUUUGCAGCAAAGAGCCCAAUGAGAACGGGCCGUGCGGAUCAGCAGCCACAAAAGAAAACAAUCGAGAAAAGGCUCAGCCGUAACUUCACAAGAGAAUCAAUCAAUCUGCAAUCUACACCAGGAGUCCUUUUUUCACAAACCCCUUGUUUGUCUCAGGAGAUUUCUACCAUCUUUCAUCUUUCUUUUAAUGCAUUCAGCACAAUCUUUUCAUUAAAACGAAGCAAUUAAACUUCCCAGAGUUGCUCUGAAAGGUGGCUGCAAUAAUGUCCCGGAUUAUCAUAUAAAUGCAACUUUUGCGACAUUUGCCGGUGUAAACUCCUGUGUAAAUGCGUGGGCUCACAACUGGGAUGCUGUUCUGUAUUAAAAAAGAGAUAACAAAAAAAAAAA
Poeciliopsis prolifica (blackstripe livebearer) is the source of this 9168-nucleotide messenger RNA. It is a transcript of the gene col11a1a, whose product is annotated as collagen, type XI, alpha 1a. The record is from RefSeq and is a predicted model, not a curated record. NCBI's taxonomy places the organism in Eukaryota, Metazoa, Chordata, Actinopteri, Cyprinodontiformes, Poeciliidae. The transcript has 67 exons. Gene Ontology annotation, molecular function: extracellular matrix structural constituent. Bases 346 to 5775 code for a protein of 1809 amino acids.